AUGUCGUACGCUUUGGAGUCAAAGAAGCGCAAGUUCCACCGUCUUCUCGACUCGCUGUCCAAACCAUCUACCCCCGAGAAUACAUCUAAACCGACCCCCGCGGCGCCCGCAACGGCGCAAGACCGAAUCUCCGCCAACCUAUCAAUCAAGAAAGUACGCCUGAGCGGUGCCGAUCGAUCGGAUCUCACGGCAGUGCGCAACUCCAUAAACAAAAUCUCGAGACCUGCACAUCGACUAGCCUCGGCGAAUUCAAACAAACGCCCAACCUUUGUCCCUUGGGACCGCGAACGUUUCCUCGAGCGCCUAGAGACCUUCCGCCGAGUCGACCGAUGGACGUCCAAGCCGUCUCCCAUCAAUGAAGUACAAUGGGCGAAGCAUGGCUGGAUAUGUACAGAUGUUACGCGAGUCACCUGCGUGAGCGACUGCGGUGGCGCAGUCGUGGUGAAGCUGCCUGAUGAGAUUGAUGAACUGGAUGGAUUCGAUAUUGAGAAAGUGGAGGAGAGGAAGGAAGUUCGCGCGAAACUGGUGGACGAGUACGUCAAAAUGCUAAGUAAUGGUCAUGGCGAAAGCUGCCCUUGGCGGAACAAGAGCUGCGAUGCUACUAUUCAACAUCUCCCUUUGACGAACUAUGAAACAGCCCUAUUGGGACUGCACAAACGCUAUACGAAUAUCUCCAAGAUGGGUGAUAAAUUACCGGCUGAUGAUAUAAUACAAACCCCAGAAGGACUUGAACUUGAUAUUCUAAUCAAGGGUCUUCCUGACGAAUGGUUCAAAGAAACCGAAAGCCCUGCUGUCUCCACCAACGGCGAAACCGAGUCUGCCAACACCGAGAGCAAAGAGCCAACAGACACACCUCAACCAGUUAAUAAGGCAGCCCUGGCGCUAGCAGUGCUCGGCUGGGAUACUGCUUCCGAUGGAGCCGCUGGGUUAGUCGGAUGCGGAGCGUGCUUCCGUCGGCUGGGUCUAUGGAUGUAUAAGCCCAAAGACAACGGAGACGUGACUGUAUACACCGCCCUGGAUGUUGCCAAUGAGCACAUGGAGUAUUGCCCUUGGAUCGAUAAAGUAGCCCAGAGUGGCGCUGGCCGACCCCACGAGAAAGUGGCGCAACUCCGCGCCGGCUGGCAGAUUGUCGCAGAGGCCGCGAAGGUCAAACACCGCCGCAGACUACGCACCAUGGCCUCUGUAGACACGCUGCGACCUGGCACAGGUACGACAGACGAGUCUAUAGGCGAAGAGGAGAACCCAGACGCGAAGAAGAAAGCAGACCGUGAGUGGUGGGCUAAAAUCCGCCGCGUGAGACAGGUCUUGACGGCGAAGUCGCCAAAGAGGAAAGCUGUGCUUCCCGACAUACCUCAUUGA
This is a messenger RNA of Penicillium bovifimosum, 1359 nucleotides long. RefSeq lists its product as uncharacterized. Gene Ontology annotation, molecular function: zinc ion binding. NCBI's taxonomy places the organism in Eukaryota, Fungi, Ascomycota, Eurotiomycetes, Eurotiales, Aspergillaceae. The transcript is spliced from 3 exons. Gene Ontology annotation, cellular component: nucleus. The record is from RefSeq and is a predicted model, not a curated record. Bases 1 to 1359 code for a protein of 452 amino acids.